AUGUCUUAUCUUGAAAUAGUUAAAGGUGUGGAUAGAAAUAGGAUUUAUCGCGGCCAGACGAUUAGAUAUAGAAUCGUAGUUGUGCUAUGGUCUUUAGUGUUAGUGUUAGAUAGUGUUAGAGGGGGGUGUAGUGAUAGUAAAGUAGGCGGUGUUAGUGAUGUUGGUGUGCAGGAAAUAACAGCUCCGGAGGGUUGGGAAAGAUCACCUAGGUUGACUGAAGACCUAAAGGCACUUGGGUUUUCGUUUCAGUAUAUGAAAAGUGUCGUCUAUGUUAAGAAGCACAUAACUGAAGAAGUAACGGCGCCUGCUUCGGACUCUACUGUAAGUUCCAGUCCAACCAACUCCACCGAAAACAUUGACAAGUAUAUGGUGUUGUGGCCAGAGCCAGAGCUACAAUUCAUAAUGCCUAAAACUAGGGAGGCAUACGGAUUGCAGAGGUUUUUGAUUGCAUUGAUGGAUAUUGUUGUUAUCAAAGCCGAAAAGGCGGUGUUUGUAUAUCAACUAGAGUAUUUAGAGAGGUGUGAGGACAAGUUAAAAGCUAUAUCUCGAGUUAUCAACAUGCUAGAGUGUGAGGAGCUGGAACUUAGAAUAGAAGAGUAUGACAUAGAGAGAUACUCGCAUUGGGCUAGUGAAGUAGAGCCCAGUUUGACCGAAUUAGAGGAAACAAUCGAUUGUGCUGGCUCGAAUUCAAAGCGCAGUCUCACAAUUAAUGUCUAUUGUUUGAACCCAUCUAUAGUAGAUCUUAAGCCCUUGAACAUGUCCCUGCGAAACCUAGCUUCCAAACCCGCUCUGAUAGUGACAAUAAUGCGAGAACGAAAACCUCAUUCAUUCUUUUUCAACCCAAAGUACCUAUCUAGGGAUUUACCUGAAGUCCAGGUCAACACCAAUAUUGAUUUCACGGCUCUCCAUAAUCAAGAAAUCAAAUGUCAAAAGAUUGUUAUUGAGAAAAACAUUGUGUUAACAUUAACUGGUCUUGAGAAUGCUACUACUAACAUUCAUUCCGAAAUAGUUCUAGAACUGUAUUGGGACACUCUUCUAUAUUUGUGCGAGCACAAUAGGUCGAACAUUAAUGUUCAUACCAUUAUAGCUAUUGGCUGCGGCUCGAGGAGAGGAUUAUUCAAGCCUGAGCUUCUUCAAAAAGAGCCACCUUCUACCCCCCAUAUCUUUGCCACCAAAAUAUCCACCAUAAUUCCUACCCAGCUAUAUUGUUCUGCCCUGAUCAGACAUACCCAAUACUGCAACCAAGAAGCCUGCGCCAAAUAUGGUAUUUCGGCCGCCAUAAACACAAUUGAGUAUGAGGAGGGGCAAGCCGGCCUAGUAGAAACGUUAAAUACGCUUAAAAACAAGCUAUGUGCAUUGUAUGAGACGUCGGUAGAUAAUUUGGAUGAUGAAGAGGCCAGGUGCUCUGGCCAAGACAAGGCUGAUCACAUGUGGCUACUUCAAGAAACAGUUAAUAUCCACCUCGAGAACAAACUGCGCGAUAGCUGUGAUAAUUGGAUAAUUAGAUCUUUCUGUCAAAACAUAUGCUAUACAGACAUUAACAUUUAUGGGCUAGAUUGGGUAGAUUGGCAAUCUGUUAGCUUUUGUAAAGACCUUUUAAAUCGAUUCGGUAAUAUCACUGCUCGCACACUUAGAAUCUCGAAUAUUUAUCUUUGUCCCGACUGCAGAUUUGGCUUAUCUACGAUAGAAGAAGAUGACGCACUUCCUGAAAUCUUCCGACGCCGUCUUGAUAUUAAGGCCUUGAUACUAGACCAAGUUAAUAAUGACUUUAUUUACUGGAUCCUAAACAACUACACAUUUGCUGAUUCUAUGGAAUUGCAUAUUCUGAACCAAGGCUACAAGAACCUUAAUAUUGUCCAAAUUCUCUCCCUUCCUAUAUGCCGGAAUAUCUCUAAACUUGUGCUCAAUGACUUUAUUGGAUUAGAUGAGGUGAGGUUGUAUGAGGAGUAUAAGAAAGAAGGUAGACUCACUGAACUCUCAUUAUUCAAUUACAUAGAAACAAUGAAAGCCGAAAACAAAACCAUCACGGAUCUUGGUCUUAACAAACUGACUCUGCGACUAGAAGGUGUUGAUUGCAAUAAGUAUACUGAAAUCUUAGCUAAGUUUAAUGAUAUUGGUAUUCAAUGCGAGGAGGUUCCUUUUGCGGUUAUUGUUGGUCGUCAACUAGCGAAUUACAAUUCUUAUAUAAGGGGGGAUACUCAAUGUGCUUUGAGGAAUCCCAACAAACGAUUUAAGAUGGUGCUGGAGCUCAAGAACAUUAAUCUACAAGAAUUAGAAGCGGAUCUUGCCAGGCGAUGCCCCGAGUCUACAUCACAGCCAGAUCCAAAACAAGAACAAAAGUCCCCUAUCCAGAAACUUUCCGUUGAUAAAUUAUCGUUACAUUUCAUUGAUGAGCCGGUCAUAACUGAGAAUAACCUAGUGAGGGUUCUUAAGUGGAUUGCUUGUCACUUUACAGGUCCACGGCGGUUGUAUUUAUACGGUCUUGAGGUUUCGGAGGAUGAACAAGAGACGAUGAUCGCCCACCAUUAUCAAGUCAUUGGGUUAAAUGCGUUCAGCCAUUAUCACAGAAAAGUUAAGCUCAUAGUGCUUAGGUCGUUAUUGGACGAUAACCAGGGUAUCGUAUUCGCCGAGUUUAAUAUCAUUCAUCCUGAUAUUGUUAUCGUGAACUCUAUCACAAUACCCCACAUUCUUAAACUGGAUCUCACUGAGAUCGAUCCUGAGGCAUGUUUGUACAAGCUCGCAACGGCUAUAAAGAAGUCUACCUCCAUUGUAUGCCUAGGGUGCUCCUUAAGUCUUUAUCAGCCAAAAGAGAAGAACAGAACAGACAGGGAGGUGCAUGUUGAUAUAGAUAAUGACACGAAUGGCGAGGCGCGCGAAGAAAAAAGUAAGGAAGAUGCUGUGCGCCAAAAGGAGAUCCUAUCUCCUAAGUACGAUUUUACAGGCUUUAGUCCAAAGCUACACACUACCAUAGCCUGCUAUUUAGCUUGCGGACAUAUACUCUGCAUUAAAUGUAUAUCGAAGAUGGUGAUGCCCGACGACAAGUUACUAAAGUGUCCAACUUGUGAGAAAUAUCUCGACCACAACACAACCUGUGAGCUUGUAUACGCGCCUCUGCCCAACUUUAUUCAUAUCGAAAGCGAUGUUCCAACGUCUAUCACAAAGAACCAACAAGCUAAGAUCAAAACAUGGCGUGAGUCCCCUGCAUUUUUCUAUGCCAUUAAUUACGAUCCAUAUCAGACGCAUUAUAUGCUCGUGAUGGAUAUAUUUUAUGCCACUACUCCCCCAUUCCAGGUCAUUUUCGUCUAA
Nematocida homosporus is the source of this 3306-nucleotide messenger RNA. RefSeq lists its product as uncharacterized. Bases 1 to 3306 code for a protein of 1101 amino acids. The record is from RefSeq and is a predicted model, not a curated record. The transcript has a single exon. Lineage: Eukaryota; Fungi; Microsporidia.